AUGGACCCCCGCCCACUCACCUGGGCCCUGGUGCUGCUCGGCCCGGCUCUGGCGCUCGUCCUGGGCUCUGCGUCCACUCCGGAAGCGCGGGAGAAGUUGUGUGGCCACCACUUCGUGCGCGCCCUGGUGCGGCUGUGCGGGGGCCCGCGCUGGUCCUCCGAAGACGGGCGGCGGGUGGCUGGCGGCGACCGUGAGCUGCUGCAGUGGCUGGAAGGACGACAUCUCCAUGGGCUGGUGGCCGAAGGGGACCCCACGCUGGUUCUCAUUCCACAGCCCCUGCCCCAGGCCUCUCGCCAUCGCCACCGCCGGCGGGCAGCGGCCACCAACCCUGCCCACCACUGCUGCCUCAGCGGCUGCACCCGGCAGGACCUGCUGACCCUGUGUCCUCACUGAACCCUCCCCCCCAGUGUGGCCUCAGAGGAUCCAGAGACCCAGAGGGGUCUGCUCUGGUGAGCUCCUGAAGCCACACAGCACCACAAAGCCCUGUCUGGGAGGAUGGUGAGAAUGACCUCCCUGUAUUCCCCCCCCUCCCCGAGGCCACCUUCCUCUGUGGG
Molecule: messenger RNA, 554 nt
Organism: Odobenus rosmarus divergens (Pacific walrus)
Lineage: Eukaryota; Metazoa; Chordata; Mammalia; Carnivora; Odobenidae
Gene: INSL3
Product: insulin-like 3 (Leydig cell)
Exons: 2
Coding region: 1-393 (130 amino acids)
Biological process (GO): adenylate cyclase-inhibiting G protein-coupled receptor signaling pathway
Cellular component (GO): extracellular region
Molecular function (GO): G protein-coupled receptor binding; hormone activity
Source: RefSeq, a predicted model, not a curated record